Molecule: messenger RNA, 3545 nt
Organism: Seriola aureovittata
Lineage: Eukaryota; Metazoa; Chordata; Actinopteri; Carangiformes; Carangidae
Gene: slmapb
Product: sarcolemma associated protein b
Exons: 10
Coding region: 1193-2413 (406 amino acids)
Biological process (GO): regulation of voltage-gated sodium channel activity; protein localization to plasma membrane; regulation of membrane depolarization during cardiac muscle cell action potential
Source: RefSeq, a predicted model, not a curated record
GAGCUGGUGUCAGAAAAAUCAGUCAGCUUUUGUAGCUCACAGUGUAAGAUGAAAUUAAGUUGAAAAAUCUUAAAUUAAAGGUGAGUGUCCUCUAAAACAUGCCUCACCCUUUUUAAACCUGCAUCAGACUUGCAAGUCUGUGUGUGAAAAGGGGAUUUAAAUAUCACUUUGAAAAUUAAUCAUCAGCUAGUUACAUAAUUUAUUAAUUAUUUUUUGUCAUUUUUCAAGCAGAAAAAGGUAAAUUGCUGGUUCUGGCCUCUUAGUGUAAGGAUUUAAAGCUUUGCUUUGUUAUAUCUGUUGGUUUUGGACUGUUUGUUGAAUACAAAGGGAUAUUUGAAAACAUCUCUUUGUGCUAACCAAUUUUCCACUAUUCUCUGACAUUUUAUAGCCCAAUCAAGAAAAUAAUCAAUAGAUUAAUCAAUAAUGAAAUCAAUCAUUAGUUGCAACCCUACAUAUUUUUCAAUAUAGGCCACUGUUUUCUUUCAUUAUCUAGGCUAAGCGUGGCAUUUUAUAGUGCAAUACAAAUAAGUUAAACAAUAUACAGUUUGUCCCUGUAUUAGUUAACUAUAACUUCAGGAUGACAUGUUGAUCUAACCUUGACGGCCAGUUAAUCGUCAAUUUAAAAAGAGAAAAGAGCGGCCUAGACUAGAGGGCAAAACAAAGGAGGAGGUGGAUGCAGCACAUACAUGACACACAUUCCCACACUAGCUGUCCCUCUUCUAUGUCGUCCUGUAGAUCUUUACAUCAGUACCAACCGGCCAGAGAGCAGCUCAGAUCCCUGAACAAAACCUCUCUGUGUCAGUAUGCAGCUGCAGCUUCCGAGAUGCCCUACUCGGAUGCAUGACCUAGUGUUGAGGGGCUGUGGACUUCAGCCUCAAAAUAGGGGGGUCAAGUUUUUUAAGACAUUGAUCUGAGUUACCUUUAGUGUAGCAUUUUAACCACACUCCAAGUAUUUGUGCAUUUAUUUCAAGCAGUUGUUUGUCUUUACUGGCUUCAGUCCAACGAUAUAGCAGGCAGGUCUUGUACACAGUGUUUGUCAUCCCCUCGGUGCCCCCCUCCCCUUUCACUGCUUGGACUGCUCCAUUUCGCAUCUGAAAAUAUCUGAUAGUUGGAGAAGAGUUCUUCAUGUCAGGGACUGCUGUAGCCUCAGCACAAAGAGUACUGUAGCUCCUGGAUCACAUAAGUUAAGCAAAUGGACGAGAAAGAGUUGAGUGAUCCCCUGAAUAAUGUAUCACUGAUUAAAGAUGAUCUGACAAGGUCAAACAUGGGGUCCUCUGGUGACUCAGAAAAAAUUAUCCAGCGUUUGAAUGAUGAACUUCGAGAAGCCCAGGACGUAGCUAAUACUGAGAAACACAAAUGCAUGGAACUACAAGGUAUCCUGGAGGAAGAGAGAAAAGAAAAUAAACAACAAGCUGAUGAAUCUGCAAAACAGAUAAAGCUUCUUCAAGGCCAGCUGCGGCAGCUCCAAGAUGAAAUGGGCAUUCUCAGAGGGCAGAUAGAUGUUUCCUCCAGUUCACGCGACGAGCUACAAAGUGCACGUGAUGAAGUGAAGUCACUGAAACGUGCCCUGGAGUCAGCCACUGCUGAGCGGGACCGUGAUGUCUCUGCUAUCCAGACUAACCUGGCAACCGUCUCGACGGAUCUGGACAAGUGGCGUCAGACUGCCAACAAAUACGAGCAUGAGAUUGACAACCUACAGCGUGACCUUCAGCAGCAGAGCAAGCAGUGGCAAAAAACUGCAGAGAUACAAGCUAGUGAGCUGCAGUCCAUGCAGGUGGAGUGUAAUGGCCUUCAGAAGGAAUGUUCUGUCCUGCGAUCUGAGAAACAGGACAUUGUGAAUAAGCACCAGAAGGAAAGGAGCAGUCUGCAAAGUGAAUGUGCUUCCCUCAGGGCUGAGAAGGAGGAACUCCUCAAGACUUACCAGAAAGACAAGGGCAACCUGCAGAGUGAAUGUGCAGCACUGCGCUCUGAGAAAGAGGCAGUGCUGCAGAAGCAGCAGCAGCUGGAGAAGGACCUUUCCAGUUCACGUGCCCAGAAUGCUGAACUGAGCAACAGCCUCAAAGCCCUAGAGAGAUCCCAGCAGGAGCUGGAGAAGAGGCUCGCAUCCCUGCAGCUCCAGCACCAGCAGGAUAGCACCAAGUUGCAAACCCAACUGGAUGAGGCAGACAGUCGCAGCAAGGCUCUGCAGAGAGAGUAUGAGGAGGCUAAGACAGAGCUGUCAGACCUAAAGGAAAAGUAUGAGAAGACUGAGCAGGAGAAACAGUUGCUCACAGAUGAACUUGAGGGAUGCAAAGCCAACAUGAAGGAAUUACAGGAGAAAGGAACAAAGACAUCCCUAUUGCUGCCUGUUCAAGCCAUAGUCAUCGGCCUUAUCCUGGCUUUGCUGUAUUGGUGCUUCGGCGCAUUGUGGUAGUAAGAAACCGUGGAUGAUCUGGGGACCUGUGGUUGCUGUGGCUCUAACAGCUGUGACUGCUGCUGUGCUCUUCAGGACCUGAGGGCAACUCAUUCAAACAAACACAAAUAAAUCCGUAUUUGUCAUCAGAUUUGUCCGCACUGAAACUGAAAAACUUGCCCCCUUAUCAUAUCUGCACUAUUAAUUAGGAGGGCUCAUACUUAACACUGUUUAGUUUUAAAGAUGCUCUAUUUUAGAUGGCAGAGAAGUUAAUAAAAGAAUGUCAGUUCUGUGUGCAAAUGAAUAUGUUUGUUUGUAUGUCUGUUCUGUGAAGCAGGGGUCAUGUCAUGUGGGUCAUUUCUUUUCGGUUGCUAUUUUGACUUAUUGUCCAUUAAUGAAUGUAAAGAUACUCUUCACACUAAAUUAAUUCUAAAUAUAUAUGAGGAUAUUUUGGGGGUUUGAACCUUCCUAAAUGUAACACAUCUCUGUAAUUGUCAGAAUAAUAAAUAUUAUCACAAUAAUGUAGCCCCUAAUCGAGUGCAAGUUGAAUGCCCUAGAUAUAUAACAAUACAUCAGUGGAUGGUUGUGGCGGGCACCGCUAAGUAGGAAUUUAUAUUGUAGUUUCUCAACAGAGCGUCAUUAACAGAAUCACAGCAACUCGCCCUGAGAGCCAUUUCCAUCACUGACAGGAUCUUGUUCAGAACUGCACUAUCCAUCUCUUGUGUGUUUGUCUUCUACUUUCCUUCGGCCUUCUGCUUUUCAUUGAAUAUGCAUGAUGAUAAAAUAUUGAAUUUAUUUAGGACACUUUUUUGUGUCUGCACUAGUUGCCAGCCUCUCAAAUUCAGUUGACAUCUCAGCAUUGCCUACUAUUUCUGAACAGAGGAGGAUAAAACGAAGAAUUUAUUACCCAACCUAACUUAUUACCCAACAUUGAAAACAUGGACAAGGUUAAGUUAGGUGCAAGAGACAAAUUAUUGAACAUGGCAAUCAAAUAUAGACUGUGCAAUAUAACACAACACUACAUUAUUUAAAUGCAUGGUAUUCUGUGAUAUUGUGUCGCAUCUUACCAGUAGCGACCACAGGAAACUGGUGUGAUACUUUAAAUGUCAUGGUUUUUGAAACUGAUAUUACACUCAUCUGAACUUGUAAACAA